This is a messenger RNA of Gongylonema pulchrum, 534 nucleotides long. The record is from the annotation of a GenBank genome assembly. Lineage: Eukaryota; Metazoa; Nematoda; Chromadorea; Rhabditida; Gongylonematidae.
AUGGGCGAGACGUCAAGCGUGGCCUCUUUGUUUCGGGCAUCCGCUGGCAGUCGGAAGCGUCGAAGCGGGGAAGGUGGAAGUGGUGACAGCGAGAGGACAACGACACCUCGAUAUGGAAGAGGCCGAAAAAGAAAUGUGGCUGUGGAGCCGCUACCAAGCAACUAUACGGAGCUGCUGAUCUGUGGAUAUCUCGUGAAACUACCGCCAGAUAUCCAGCCAUAUACCACGCAACGAACGAUGAUUGCGAAAAUUCUUUUGAGCCUCAAAAACAUCCUCAAUGCCCUGAUCGAAAGCCCAACGGGCAGUGGCAAGACUCUGUGUCUGCUGUCAGCUAGCUGUGCAUGGCUUGAAAAGUACAAGGAAGAGCGCAAGCGGUCACGAGAUGAGUGCAAGUUUUGCUCGGGUAAUGCUCCGUCGAACGAACCAAAUCGAAGCAUACUUGGUGAUCUGAAUUCAGCUGAGUCCGAGGAUCUGGACAGUGCUCAUUCACCAGCCACAUACAGUCACGAACCACUUGCCACUUGUAAGGGUUAA